AUGGCUAUGCAAACUGUGAGAGAAAACCAUCUCUCUGCUCCACAGAUUUCUUGGUGGAAUGCUUUUGGAUAUCAGCAGUUGGCUCCGGAGAGUCUCUCUGGCGACUCUGACUCGUUCGUCGGAGUUAAGGCCGGAUCUGCCGAAGAGACAGAACAAGGUGAUGCAAAGAGUUCAAGAGUUGUGCCAAAGCCUCACGGAGCUGUUUUCUCAUUGCAGUCAUCACCUUGCUUGGAACUUGGAUUCACUCAGCCACCGGUCUACACAAAGUAUCCCUGUGUGGAACAACAGUACUAUGGAGUUGUUUCAGCUUAUGGAUCUCAGAGCAGAGUCAUGCUUCCUCUAAACAUGGAAACAGAGGACGGAACAAUUUACGUGAACUCAAAGCAAUACCAUGGAAUCAUAAGGCGACGCCAGUCUCGUGCAAAGGCUGCUGCUGUUCUUGAUCAGAACAGAUUGAGAAGUAGAUGCCGCAAGCCAUAUAUGCAUCACUCGCGCCAUCUCCAUGCAUUGCGCCGUCCUAGAGGAUCCGGUGGGAGAUUCUUGAACACUAAAAGCCAGAACAUGGAAAGCAAUGCUAAGAAAGCUGAUGGAGCUAAGCAGAUUCAGUCUCAGCCACAGCAGAGUAACUCUCAGAAUUCUGAAGUUGUUCAUCCUGAAAGCGGGAACAUGAACUUAUCGACCGGAGUAAAUGUGUCCGGAUCGGAAGUUACUAGCAUGAACUACUUUCUAAGUUCUCCAUCAGUCCAUCCUCUUGGUGGCAUGGUAAUGCCUAGCAAGUGGAUUGCAGCAGCAACAAUGGAUAAUGGUUGCUGCAAUUUCAAAACCUGA
Molecule: messenger RNA, 828 nt
Organism: Microthlaspi erraticum
Lineage: Eukaryota; Viridiplantae; Streptophyta; Magnoliopsida; Brassicales; Brassicaceae
Source: the annotation of a GenBank genome assembly